Molecule: messenger RNA, 2441 nt
Organism: Schistocerca americana (American grasshopper)
Lineage: Eukaryota; Metazoa; Arthropoda; Insecta; Orthoptera; Acrididae
Product: transmembrane and ubiquitin-like domain-containing protein 1
Exons: 6
Coding region: 249-1349 (366 amino acids)
Molecular function (GO): protein binding
Source: RefSeq, a predicted model, not a curated record
UUUGCUCGUUUGUAUAGAAGGGGGGUUCUGGGUUUUGAAAGAUAAAUGUAGGCAGGAACUAUGUUAUUAUUUGUGUUUGUUGUCUUUGUGAGUGUUUUGAACGUUGUUGAGUGCUGUUGAUAAAUGUGAUAGUUGAAAUACGAUUUGGUUGAUUUUGAAAAGUUCAGAAAUCGGACUGUCAGUUGCAGUCAUCAGUGGAUAGAAAGCGCUUAAUUGCAUUAUUAAAGGUAGAAGGCUGUGACAACAAGAUGCCUCUUAUUGAAGGUGUCGGAGAUGAGGUGAUACAGUUCUUCUCGGUGCUGAUUGCUGUGAUUGUCGCGGUGGUGGCCUGGCGAUCCACAGGAAUCUCUGACAGACCUAUCUUCCGUACGGUGCGGAACCGCACCUAUAUGGUGCUGAUACUGGAACGUCGCAGCCGCCUCAGACAAGCUCUGGGGGAACUCCCACCUCCCAGUGCCACCGUAGGGGCCAAUUCGUCUGUAGAGAGUGACGAUACAGGGCAAACGGACGUCACCGUUGACGCGGCGGACGAUGGCUCUCCGGCAGAAGAGACGACAGCUGACGACACUCUUGCAGUUGCCGAGGCAGAAGCAGGAGGUGACACAGAGAGCGCCUCCGUGGACGACAAAGAGCCCGAUUCGGAGGGCACUGGUUCGCCAAACACUUUGAGGAGAAGGAGACUGGCGUUCUUCCAAAGUCGUCAGGUGACUCUUUUAGAGCCAAAUGCAACGUCUGAUGUUGUUGUGGAAGCUAGUGCUCCACCUGCAGAGGAAGCCAGCUCUGCAGCAGAAGAUGCCGGAGACUGCAUACGUAUCAGACUGAAGUACCUCAACGACGAUCAGAAACUCGUCGAUGGCAAGCUGAAUGAGCGGUUGGGGGAGUUUAAAAGGAGGCACUUCGCUUCUGAGCUGUCGGCAGACAAACUGGUGCGGCUGAUUUUCAACGGGCAGGUGCUGGGCAGUGACUCGGAGACCCUGCGACAGCUGGGCCUGUUCGACAACUGCGUUGUGCACUGCCUGGUGCACACGCCGCGCCCAGGAAGCACAGGUGUGGGGUCAUCUUCUCAACUGCACUCGCAGCAGUCGAGUCUCCGGGGCAGCCUCACACUGGGGGGCGGUGACGCUGGUGUGGGCGGAGCGGCGGGGACAGAAGGUGGACGUGAGUGGGACCUGGGCAAUGUGCUGUUCGCAUCUCUCAGCCUGGCGCUGGGGGUGGCCUGGUACUGCCGCCUGCAGUACGCCCAGCUGUUCAGCGUCACAACGACCGUCGCACUCGUCGGGCUCACUGGGGUUGUCGCCUUCACUGUGCUAGGCACCUACAUCCCGGACCAGGAUGUCGUGCGCCAGUAAGGGGAGGAAGUGCGCAGUGCGGGCGUACUUUCCUACCGUCUGUCCCUCGUGACUCGAAAGUCACCGAGUGGAAAAUUUUAAACUGUUAUCAGAAACAUGCGUACUGUAUCUUCCAUCCGAGAUGCGUGAAGGUAAAUACUUGUCAAGGAGAAGGGUAACUAUAUGGAUUACCCACUUCUUUUUGUUCAUAAAGUAAGAAACAAUUAUAUCUCUGUUCUUCAGAGAUUUUUUUUCUAAAUGUCGGCCAGGUUUGCUAACAAUCUGACAGAGCGAUUUCGUCAUCUUACAGUCACAAAGAACUUUCCACUGAUGUGUGAGAGAAUAUGAUGUACAGGCAGACAAAAAUUGUGUGCUGAGUAUGCGUUUGAACCAGGAUCGCUCUCCUUGUCUUGUCACUUUUCUAAUCACUAUUAUGGCUACGGUUUCUGUCACUUUUGGUGCUGUAGAUUUCCAUAUUCUUUGCAGGUUGCACCUGUGAGGAAGGAUGUUUGUUGUUAGAAGGUAUAUCAUGGGAGACUAAAUUUGUGCUGGUAAUUGUAAGACUGAAAAGGAUAAUUUUCUGACAGUAAGGGGCAAUUGAUAAAUACAGUUCCUCUCCUCUCCCUCCCACUCCCUUUACAGGCUGUAUGAUAUUUCCACAUAUUUUAUUUUGUAUGCAUUGCUUGUCAGGGAAGGUUUAUUCAGUGCCAUCUAGUAGUGAAGGGCUUCACGUGCAGCAUUGUUGUAAUGGAAAAGGUUGCAAGGAAACACAGUUGCAUUGGGCAUAAGUUGGGUGAAAUUAAGGAUUCUGCAAUGUCUGUGUAUGAUAUCGGUACUUUACACAUCAGAGCACAAGUAGUUGGUUUCUAGUGUGGCUCAAAGCUUUCAGUCUCCCAUGAUGAUUGAUUUUUCAUACUCAGCAGUGUAAAAUUGUGUUUGGAAAUGACUGUCAGACUAUGACAAGCCACUGGUACAUUACUGGAGAGAAUUAAUUCUGACUGUGUUACCCAAAAGGAAAAUUUGAUGUAUACAGCACGAGUUUCAAAACAGUUUUUUCCCCCCUCCCCCAGCCUGGUUUCCUUGUUUCCUGUUUGUUUCAUUCUCAUUUCUGCU